UUUACCACAAGCAAAGAGGUUUUUGUUUAUUGAAAUGGCGGCGAUGAAAUACAUAAUAGUCAUCAUCCUUCUUCUUUCGUCAACACUACUUGCUCACUCUUCUUCUACGAGAUCUUUCUUCUGGUUAGGAGAAACACAAGAUAUGAAAGCCACGAAAAAGGAGAAGGAGAUAGAUGGAGGAACAGCUAAUGAAGUUGAAGAAAGACAAGUUCCCACCGGAUCCGACCCUCUCCAUCAUAACCACAUUCCUUUUACUCCAUAGAGAGAUUCAUUCAUUCCUCCUUUUAUUUAUUUGUUCUUCUGUUUCACAUUCAUGUUGACAUAUUAGUUUGUAACAGCUUUCACAUUCCAGUUUUCAAUUUUGUUUAUCCGAAUGUUAAUCCCUUUUGAU
Camelina sativa (false flax) is the source of this 391-nucleotide messenger RNA. Its product is annotated as CLAVATA3/ESR (CLE)-related protein 40. The record is from RefSeq and is a predicted model, not a curated record. Lineage: Eukaryota; Viridiplantae; Streptophyta; Magnoliopsida; Brassicales; Brassicaceae.